AGUGUUGGCGAAAGGUCCUGUAUCGUGCGUCUUGUACUGCUCACACAAACUCUGGGCGCAAACGAUCCUGAUUUAACAUGGGUCGCAAUCUUUCUUGAUCUUUGGACGUGAGUAUGACCUUCUCGAAACCUGGCGUUCACUUCAUAUCGAGGGUUUUGGAGCUGACGUUUUUUGUUCUUAUGGUUAGGGCUAUCGAAGCGAACCUCCUGGUAGUGUGUGCCUGCGUCUCGACUCUUCGCCUAUUUUCCAGAUCCGUAACGCCCAAGCUCUUCUCGUCGAAAGGCAUCACAAGUAACACUGGAGAAAACUCUCAUGGCGCUCUGCACACCAUUGGUGGCUCGGCAAAGACGGGAGGCAGACCCCGCCAUGCGUCGUACAACCGUUUCGACCAUGAUGAAGAGAGUGGUUAUAACAUGGUCACAUUUAAUAUGAAUAUCGAAAGUGAAAAGGAUCGCACAGAGUGCGGCGGAGAUAAUAGUAGCGAAAAGGUGGCAAUUCAGAAAAUCAUGGAGACAACGGUGACAUACUCUAAACUACCACAAAUAGAUACCUUCUCAUUUGACUGGGAUGAUUACUUAUAUUGUAUAGAAUAAGAGCUCACUAAAUUAAUCAUAAUCCAUCAAACCGCUCGUCUUGAUCUAGUCUAACAUGGUGGUUUUGUGCUUGUCUAAGAAAACUUAGCUGGUGACUGCGCCAGCGUAACCUUUGAAUUCAGUGUUCUCCUCCGUCAGAAUCUGCGGCAGCUCAUCCUCAACAAAGCUCUGACUCCAGCUCUUCUCCACCGG
Molecule: messenger RNA, 785 nt
Organism: Truncatella angustata
Lineage: Eukaryota; Fungi; Ascomycota; Sordariomycetes; Amphisphaeriales; Sporocadaceae
Exons: 1
Coding region: 114-593 (159 amino acids)
Source: RefSeq, a predicted model, not a curated record